AGGAUUUUGGUUUCAAGUACACGCAAACCUAUCAGCUACAUCAAUCUUGCCAAGCGCUUCCUCCAGGAACAUGGCGAAGUGCAGCUCUCUGCACUGGGCAUAGCAGUGGCCCCAAUGGUCACCGUGGCAGAGAUCCUGAAGAACAGGCAACUGGCGGUGGAGAAGAAGCUGUGCACCUCCCUAGAGUCCUUGUCAGACGACUACAGGUGCAGACAUCCAUCCCCCUGCCUGCAGAAGCCCAAGAUGGACAUCAUACUGAUGAAGUCGCCAAACUUUGAUGACAUCAUCACCCAGGAGAGCCAGGGCGCUUCGGGGGCUGCUGGCAGUGACGUGGCGGAGGAG
Coccomyxa subellipsoidea C-169 is the source of this 342-nucleotide messenger RNA. RefSeq lists its product as hypothetical. The transcript has 3 exons. NCBI's taxonomy places the organism in Eukaryota, Viridiplantae, Chlorophyta, Trebouxiophyceae, Coccomyxaceae. Gene Ontology annotation, cellular component: nucleus. The record is from RefSeq and is a predicted model, not a curated record. Gene Ontology annotation, molecular function: RNA binding. The annotation marks the transcript as partial.